Molecule: messenger RNA, 4394 nt
Organism: Caenorhabditis angaria
Lineage: Eukaryota; Metazoa; Nematoda; Chromadorea; Rhabditida; Rhabditidae
Source: the annotation of a GenBank genome assembly
AUGGCGCCGCCUUCAAAACGUAGUCGAAAAGAUGAUCAAGAGGUAUCUGAAUAAUCAACAAAAUUGUUUUCAAAAAAAGUUUUUUUCAGAUAAACUUUUAUUCGAAUCCUGUUAUAAUUCCAAAUGUCGAAUUAAAAUGGAAAGUCUCGGACUGUUCUUUUGGCUUGAAAUACAGCGAUAUCUUGACAUUCGAACAUCUGAAAUGGUCAGUUUUGUUUUUUUUUUGAAGGGAAUACCGCGGUCUCACCGAAUAUAAACAGUUGCUGUAAAAUACUAGGAUUUUCUAUAUCUUGAUUGUGCCAAAGUUACAGAAAAUGUUUAUUUGGUGAGUCCGCAAACUUCCCUUUUACGUGUUUUUGAAUUGAGACAUCUAGAAUGUUUGCAGGAAAAUGGGUAUUCAGAAAUAUCAAAAUGCGCAUGGUAACUUAGGCCCGAACAUGUCCGGUUAUCAUUUUUAUCUCCAAUAUUUACCAAAUGUCGAAAACGAAAAAGCAUGGAUGUGUCAAGUGAAUGGAAAAUAUAGCAUCGUUGAUUGUAAAGACAGAAAUAUCAAACACACAUUUGAUAUUUCUUCAUCGAAUAUGUUAUUUGGAAAUUGCCCACAUAAAACAAUAACCACAGCGUUAAACAACAAAUGUGUUACAUUGGAACAAUUGCCAGUUUUGGAUAUUUAUUUCAUGGAAAUCGAAAUGAAAUUUGAUGUGGUUUUUUAUGAUUUCAAUACUUCUUUUCAAAAUUACACCAAUAUUGUUUUGAGUAUUCCUGAUCACACUGCAUUUCAUUUCAACAGAGAGGUUUGUUCUAUCAGUUUUAUUCCAAGUAUCGAAAAUUAUAGUUAAAUAAAUGAUUGGUAGAAUAUUUAGGAAUGGGACCCUAGUUGGUAGUUCCAACCAGGUUCAGAACCUCCUUGGUUCUUCGGACAUAAAUUCCCCGACCUAAAUCAAUCUUUCUGGUGGCUUUUAUAGUUUAGUUAGAUCGAAAACGGUGCCUCUCGAUAUUAAAUCGAGGCCACAUUAUUUUAUAUUAAAAAGUUCAACAUAGAAAAGAAACAAUUUUGUUUGUUACAAACCGGAAGAACGAAGUUCAAUGUGAGAUAAAACGUUUUUAGGAUUACGGUAUUUUCAAUACCUUUACACCUUACCCCUUUUAAUUAGGACCGUCCUCGGUCCGAUAAAAAAUACUAAUAUAUACUAUUCUUGAUUCCCAUAUUGUUUUCCGAUGGUUAUCAUUAUAAUGAGUAAAGACGUUACCACCCGAAGUGAUGCUUGCGCAUCCCUCGGUAAAGGUGGUGCCUUGUGACUGAAUUUUUGAAUUCAAAAUCAGAAUGACCCAUCGUUACGGCACUCUAAACAAUUUAAAUUUCCAUUAUUUUAUAACGAAGGAAUUCAAGAAAUUUCAAAAGACUUCAAAAAAAAAAUUAUAAUAGGACUUCUGAUGAAAAUUCUUAUGAAACUCUUCUUUAACCUUUGAGACUAGUGAUUGUCAUUGGCUUAGGUUUCCGUCAGAAUGGUUUAAAAUUCAGAUGAAUUGUCAAAACGGAAAGAGGAAAGAGCUCAUAUUGGCAUACAAAAUGGAUUUUGAACAGGCUUGACUUUUUAAUUGAAAAAAUUAUAUCGGAUUGCUUUGAAAACUGAUAUAGAAAAUAAGUGUCGAAACAAGACGAAGAAAAUUCAAUAAAUGUUGAGAUAGUUUACUGUGAUACAUUUGAGGUUGGAAAAACAAUCAAGUCGUCAGUCUCUGAUCUAGCAGAGCAAACAUCCUAUCUUGAUCGAUUGGGAAAAAAACAUUUCCGUGAAUUUAGACAAAAUUUCAAAUUUUUUUGUCGAAUCUUCAGUCCAAAUUUCUGAGCAGCAGAGGAAAGAUAGAUAAUUGAUAGAAAAUAAGUAGCAGAAGAAAAAUUUCAAAAGAUUCAAGAAAUAACGAAAUUAUAGAUGCGCAACAUAGAAAAAAUAGGAAGCGUGCAUGAACAUGAUUUUUAGAAAAUAACCCAGAUUAUUAGAAAAACAUUUGGUGGAUCGAAAUGUAGGAUUGAAAACUUUGCUUGAAAAAAAUAGAAACUAAAUUUUGAAACCCUCCAAACAAUAUUUGGGAGCUUUACUUCAGAUAUUUUGAUAGUCAACAAAAAUGACAAAUGAUCAGAAUAAGAAAAAAAACCUAACUACUUUUGCAAACAUUUUGACAACAACACAGAGAACUUUUGAAUAUUUGAUUGUUUGGCGCUCGGACCUCUUACGCAUAUAUGAAAAUUCUAGGUGAUAGUUUGUUUGGCCGAACAAACUAUUCUGAACUGCACUGCGCGAUAUCUUACUUCACCGGCCGGUCUUUCCUAGGUCGCGAGCCGUACGUACAUCACUGGGGACUUUCUCACUCUUUCUCUCUUGAACUCUCUCCGGGUGACGCGCGGGACGGGGUGCUGGGGGAAAAUACUACGGGGCCCUUCCUAAACUCACUUCAAUCCUCAAUCCAUCUUGCCUUUUGUGGCAAGAACCACUGCUGGUACCAAUAAAUGAUUGGUAGAAUAUUUAGGAAUGGGACCCUAGUUGGUAGUUCCAACCAGGUUCAGAACCUCCUUGGUUCUUCGGACAUAAAUUCCCCGACCUAAAUCAAUCUUUCUGGUGGCUUUUAUAGUUUAGUUAGAUCGAAAACGGUGCCUCUCGAUAUUAAAUCGAGGCCACAUUAUUUUAUAUUAAAAAGUUCAACAUAGAAAAGAAACAAUUUUGUUUGUUACAAACCGGAAGAACGAAGUUCAAUGUGAGAUAAAACGUUUUUAGGAUUACGGUAUUUUCAAUACCUUUACAGUUAUAUUUCAGGUUCUAAGCAGUCAUUCAAAAAAGUUGUAUAAACUUUUGAAUCAUGAGAAACCGACUAAACAAAUUAUUCCACUCGAAGAUAUUGAUUGCAAAAAAAUGUGUUUGUUGCUGGCAACAAUGUGUCCAAUACCAAUUCAGAUUGAUGGUAAAUAUGAAAUCUUUUAUUUAUUUAUAAUAAGCAUAUUUAUCUUUCAGAAAACAAUAAUUGUAUUUUAUCCGAAUUGGCUGAAAAUUUCGAUAUGCCAGCAUUGACUCUUAAAUGCAAAGAAUAUGCUAAAAAUCCGAAAAAUGUGAAAAAAAUAGAUGAUCAACGAGUCAAAGUUUGUUUUAAAAUAGAAGAUUUUUUGUAUUUAUAAACUUUUCAUAAUUUAUCUUCCAGGCGGAUUUUGUGCCAAAUCCGAUUUUUCGAAAUGAUGAAAGUUUGGAUUGGAUGAUUGAUAUAAAAGAAUGGGAUGGAAGUAUUCGAUAUAAUGUUCCGAUGUUGACUGAUGGAAUCGCAUGGUAUCUGUUUUUGGUUUUAGAUUAAGGAAGUGGGGCAAUACGAACAAUGAAUUCGCUAUUUACUUUGAAAUUUUUUCAGGAAACUUGGAGUUGCAAUCAAAGAUAAGUUUUUGAAAUUGGAACUAUCGAUUUCUUCACUUCCUUCGAAUGUUACAAAUGAUAAUUGGUUAUGUAAAUUCAAUGCUACUUUUCGAUUAACAAAUCCAAUCGACAAAACACAACAUGUCAAAAAAGUCGAACCAUCUUUAUGUUUAUCAAGUUCAAAUACAAAAUUGAAUAUCGAAAACUUUGUUCAUUGGGAUCCUUCUUCUCCCGAUUUUGUCAAAACUACACUUCUUAUGAUCAAAUUGAAUAUGGAUUAUCGGUUUUAUAAUUUUUCAUCAAAAACUUCGGAAAAUAUGAAUACAGAAAUCAAUAUUAAAGGAGGAUCCGUGUUUCAUUUUAGUAGAGAGGUUAGUUUUCAAAAAUUUGGAUGUUUUUCUUUGAGAUAGAAUAUUUUUCAUAGAUUCUAUGCAACAAUUCCGAAUUUUUCUACAAUAAAUUUUACAAAGAAGAACACAAUGGAUGUGGAAUUGUUAUUGAUUUGGAUACUCUUGGCUUGGAUUCAUAUUAUUUUUCACAAUUUUUGGCAACAAUGUGUCCAGUUGAAUUAGCUAUUUCAGGUUUGUGUUAUUUUUUUUGAAAAAAAAUAAUGUGGUAUUGUAUUUAUUCAGAAGGAAAUUAUAAUCGAUUGAUGGGUUACGCAUUUCAUUUGAAAGUGCCCAGUUUGAUGUCGAAAUGUGAGAUUUUCUUGAUGAAUUAUGCUGGAACUCAUAUUGGAACAAAAAUCGCAUUGGCUGAAACAUAUGACAGUGAAAAAUUGAUGGUAAGUUGUGGUAUUUUUUUAAAUAAAGAACUGGGGAUCCUCAAAAAGCGCAAAAUUUUUUUGGUUGCCUUCCAUUUUUAAAAUUUAUUUAGAAAUCAUGUCUGGAAUCCUUCAAAUCAUCGGCUUCUCUCAAAAAGUUUGUAAAUUCUCCGAGAUUUGAAAACCUCAACGAUUCAACAAAACUUCGAAUUUACAGAUGUUUUGUCAGUCUUUCAUAA